Molecule: messenger RNA, 2290 nt
Organism: Erigeron canadensis
Lineage: Eukaryota; Viridiplantae; Streptophyta; Magnoliopsida; Asterales; Asteraceae
Product: BTB/POZ domain-containing protein At3g08570
Exons: 3
Coding region: 16-1830 (604 amino acids)
Molecular function (GO): protein binding
Source: RefSeq, a predicted model, not a curated record
UUACGAGUAGUAGAAAUGGUAAUGUCGGAUCAUAACAGAUGCCCAUCUUCUACUCCUACUAAGUUUUGCAACUCCUUUGAUAAUCGAAUCUUUUCAGAUGUCCCUGGGGAUAUUACUAUCACCGUUGAUAACAUCUCAUUUCUACUCCACAAGUUCCCUCUAGUAUCUCAAAGUGGAAAAAUAAGGAAAAUGGUGGCAGAAGCUAAGGACCCGAAUCUUUCAAAGUUGGAUCUCAUCAAUUUACCAGGUGGGCCCGAGGCAUUUGAACUUUCUGCCAAGUUUUGUUAUGGUAUCAACUUUGAGAUCACAACCGCAAACAUAGCCCAUCUUCAUUGUGCCGCAGAGUACCUGGAAAUGACAGAUUAUUACCGAGACGAAAACCUUAUUACGCGUACAGAAGCCUAUUUAGAUUCAGUUGUGACUCAAAGUCUUGAAAAAUCAGUAGAAGUCUUGUGUUCAUGUGAGACAAUACUACAGUUUGCAGAUAAUGUGGGAAUUAUAGACAAAUGUGUUGAUGCAAUUGCCAACAAUGCAUGCAAGGAGCAAUUAGUUGCAGGUUUAUCUCGUUUAGAAUGCAAUAGUGGCCCCAUAGAAGGAAAUUCUAGGUUCCUAGAAUGGUGGAUUGAAGAUCUUUCUGUUCUAAAAAUUGAUCUAUAUCAGAGGGUUAUUUCAGCAAUUGCAAGUAGAGGUAUUCGACAAGAUAGUGUAAUUGCCUCUAUAAUGCAUUAUGCUCAUUCAUCUCUAAAAGGUAUUGGGAAAUCUCAAAUUUGGAAUCCAGCAAGAACAACUCCUGUUACAGUGGAGAAGGGUCAAAGGGUGAUUGUUGAAACGCUUGUAAAUUUACUGCCAACUGAGAAGAGUUCAUCUAUCCCAAUCGAUUUUCUCUUUGGGAUGCUAAGAAUGGCAAUUAUGGUGGAUUCAAGUCUUGCUUGUAGGCUUUCUCUUGAAAGAAGGAUUGCUGUUAGAUUAGAGAUGGUUUCACUUGAUGAUCUUCUGAUUCCGUCAGUUCAAAAUGGUGAUUCUUUGUUUGAUGUUGAUACCAUUCAUAGAAUAUUAGUGCAUUUUUUGCAAAUAAUUGAGCAGGAAGAUGAUGAAGAUUGUGGGUAUGAGUCAGAUGGCGACAUCGGUUCUCCCAGUCAUGGUUCUUUGCUAAAAGUUGGGCGGCUGAUCGAUGCAUAUCUAGCAGAAAUUGCUCCUGAUCCUUACUUGAGUUUUCAAAAGUUUGUUGCUAUGAUUGAAGUAUUGCCAGAUUAUGCUCGUGUCAUCGAUGACGGACUUUACAGAGCUGUUGAUAUCUAUCUGAAGGCUCAUCCGAUGCUGUCUGAACAAGAACGUAGGAAACUAUGCAAAGUCAUAGAUUGUGAAAAGCUUUCCCAAGAAGCAUGCAAUCACGCAGCACAAAAUGAUCGUCUUCCAGCCCACAUGGCUGUUCGUGUCCUGUACUUUGAACAGCUCAGACUAAAGACUGCCAUAACUGGACCAUCAGCUCUGUCAGGUUACAUGUCCCAAAAGAUGAGCAGCAGUGGCGCACCGAGUGCACCCAUGUCUCCACGGGACACAUAUGCGUCUCUAAGACGAGAGAACCGUGACCUCAGGUUAGAGAUUUCAAGAAUGCGAGUUAGGCUAAGCGAUCUUGAGAAGGAACAAGUUUGUAUGAAGCAAGGGAUGCUAGAUAAAUCAGGACAUGGGAAGACUUUUUUGACUUCUCUAUCGAAAGGGAUUGGAAGAUUUGGAAUUUUCGGGGGUCCCACUAGUGGGAAACAACCCAAGUCCGGGAACGGGAGAAAGUCAAGGUCAACGACUCGGAAGAGGGGAUACUCUAUUUCCUGAUUCGAUAUAAAAUUGAAAUCCUUAAACCUCCCUAAAGAUGUGUCUAACAAGAAGAUGAAUUGACGCAUGUCAAAAUCAAUGAAGAAGAUAAAGUCCGAAAAUGUAUAUGAUAUGUGUCAAUUGUCGAAUAGAUUAGACAUGUUUGUAGGCAUAUAUAAUUAGUUUAUGUCAGAUUACUCGACGUACUUAUUCAGUUGAGAUGCCAUCAAUCAGAUUUGUUCCAAGUGAGAUAUUUUAGAAUUUUGCUUUAUUGGAGAAAUGAAACACUCUCAAGGUCAUAAACAUAUCUUGUAAACAUGAAAACUACGUGAUUCGUAAACGUAACAAAUACACUCUUCAGAUCCGUAUGACUGUAUGGGAUUGCAACGAAAACACCGUGGAGUAAAACCGGUGGCGCGACCUCCGCAUGAUAGGGUAUUUUCUCCUGUCUUGGUUUCCCGUUAUUAACAAGAGUUUUUUA